UUGUUUUUGUCUGGUCCCUUGCUAGUUUUAUGUGGCUACAUUUUGGCUCCUAAAACUGAGGAAAGCGAAAAGGCGCUGUCAGAGCUCUCUGGACCUGUCUAGGCCGACCCUUGCUCUGCCUUCGGUGUCCACUUAUGCACAGUACCGGAGUCCUAAGCAAAGUAAGCCUGCGUCUGCAAAUCAAACUUUGUCUCGUGCCGAAUACAAGUGUAGACUUUCCUGUGAAAUGCUUUACUUACCAGCCCUUAACCAACAGUGUAGUUCAAGAAGAAGAAAAUAUUUACCAAAUAAACUAAAGUAAAAAAUAGUAAGUGACAAUAACGGGGCUAUUUACAGGGGGUACCGCGUCAGUGUGUGUGGGUACAGGUUGAGUUCAUUUGUACAUGUAGGUAGGGAUGAAGUGACUAUGCAUAGAUGAUAAACAGCGAGUAGCAGCAGUGUACAUAACAAAUGGCGGGGGAGUGUCAAUGUAAUAGGCCGGUGGCAAUUUGAUUAAUUGUUCAGUAGUCUUAUGGCUUGGGGGUAGAAGCUGUUAAGGAGCCUUUUGGUCCUAGACUUGGUGCUCCGGUACCGCUUGCGGUGCGGUAGCAGAGAAAACAGUCUAUAACUUGUGACUGAAGUCUCUGACAAUUUUAUGGAUUUUCCUCUAACACCACCUAUUAUAUAGGUCCUGGAUGUCAGGAAGCUUGGCCCCAGUGAUGUACUGGGCCGUACGCACUACCCUCUGUAGCACCUUAUGGUCAGAUGCUGAGCAGUUGACAUACCUGGCGGUGAUGCAACCGGUCAGGAUGCUGUCUGGUGCAGCUGUGGAACUUUUUGAGGAUCUGGGGACCCAUGCCAGAUCUUCUGUGUCUCCUGAGGGGGCAAAGUUUUUUUUGUGCCCUCUUCACGACUCAUGGUGUGCUUGGACCAUGAUAGCUCGUUGAUGAUGUCGCCACCAAGGAACUUAACUCUCCACCCGCUCCACUACAGCCCCGUUCAUGUUAAUGGGGGCCUGUUCAGCCCGCCUUUUCCUGGAGACCAUGAUCAGCUCCUUUUGUCUUGCUCAUAUUGAAGGAGAGGUUGUUUUCCUGGCACCACACUGCCAGUUCUCUGACCACCUCCCUAUAGGCUGUCUAAUCGUUGUUGGUGAUCAGGCCUACCAAUGUUGUCAGAAAACUUAAGGAUGGUGUUGGCAUCGUGUUUGGCCACGCUGUUGUGGGUGAACAGGGAGUACAGGAGGGGAGUAAGUACACACCCCUGGGGGGAAUCAGCUUGGUAGACGUGUUGUUGCCUACCCUUACCACCUGGGGGCGGCACAUGAAGUCCCAGGAUCCAGUUGCAGAGGGAGGUGUUUAGUCCCAGGGUCCUUAGCUUAGUGAUGCGCUUUGUGGGCAUUAUGGUUUUGAACGCUGAGCUGUAGUCCAUGAACAGCAUUCUCACAUAGGUGUUCCUUUUGUCCAGGUGGGAAAGGGCAGUGUGGCGUGCGAUUUGAGAUCGCGUCAUCUGUGGAUCAGUUGGGGCGGUAUGCGAAUAAGAGUGGGUCUGGGAGGAUGCUGUUGUGAGCCAUGACCAGCCUUUCAAAGCACUUCAUGGCUACUGACGUGCGCUCUACGAGGCGGAAAUCAUUUAGGCAGGUUACCUUCGCUUCCUUGGGCACAGGGACUAUGGUGGUCUUCUUGAAACAUGUAGGUAUUACAGGAAGAGGUUGAAAAUACCAAUGAAGAUACUUGCCAGUUGGACUUUGUAGUCCGUAAUAGUUUUCAAGCCCUGCCACAUCAGAGUGUCAGAGCCGGUGUAAUAGGUUUCAAUCUUAAUCCUGUAUUGACACUUUGCUUGUAUGAAGGAAUAGCGGGAUUUCUUAUAGGCGUCCAGAUUAGUGUCCCGCUCCUUGAAAGCGGCAGCUCUAGUCUUCAGCUCGAUGCGGAUGUUGCUUGUAAUGCAUGUCUUCUGGUUGGGAUAUGUACGUAUGGUCACUGGGGACGACGUUGUCGAUGCACUUAUUGAUGAAGCCGAUGACUGAGGUCGUAUACUCCUCAAUGCCAUUGGAUGAAUCCCAGAACAUAUUCCAAUCUUAGCAAACCAGUCCUGUAGCAUCCGCGUCAUCUGACCACUUCCGUAUUGAGCGUGUCACUGGUACUUCCUGCUUUACUAGGAAUCAGCAGGAUAUAAUUAUGGUCAGAUUUGCCAAAUGGAGAGCUUUGUAUGCAUCUGUGUAAAGGUGGUCUAGUUAUUAUUAUUUUUUAUUUAUUUUUCCCUCUGGUUGCAAAUGCUGGUAAAAAUUUGGUAAAACUAAUUUACAUUUGCCAGCAUUGAAGUCCCCUGCUACUAGGAGCGCCGCUUCUGGGUGAGCAUUUUCUUGUUUGCUUAUGGCCUUAUUGAGUCGGUUGAGUGCUGUCUUAGUGCCAGCAUCAGUCUGUAAUGGUAAAUAUACUGCUAUCAAUAAUAUAGAUAUAGAACUCUCUUGGUAGACAGUGUGGUCUACAGCUUAUCAUACGGUGCAAUACCUUGAGACUUCUUUAUUAGAUAUCGCACACCAGCUGUUAUUGACAGACACCCCCACUGAGUUUGAUGAAGAGUUUGAUGAGUAGAAGCUGAGUUUGUCCCAGAAGAGCAAGCCACCAUUGCUGAUAAGUAUGAAGAGACCACAAGCUUUUAGUAUUAGAAACUGAAGGUACAUUUUGUUCUUGCAGCUAAAUGAAAGGUGGGAGGAAUAUACAGGUGAGAUCACCUCCCAAUUUAGACUGCAAGUAUGUAAAAAUUAUCUUUAGGGUUGAAUUAUGCAUAUUUUAUGUUGAGUAAUGUGUUUUUGUGUAUGUUAUUUUGAAACUACUGCAGUAGUUAUCUUUAGUGCACCAAUUAAGUUACUUUGAUUUCUUAUGGAGUAUAAUAAGAGACUAAAGCAAACCAAGAUUAGAUUUGGUGUUUUUCUGUCAAUGUUGCAAUUGAUCUACAUUCAUACACUACCAUUGACAGAGUAUACAGUAUUCAAACUUUAAAACGUUUGAGCUUUUUUAGGGAUUACAUUUGUUACUAAGUGUGAUUUGUCUACCUAGUUCAUUAGGUUUGUAUGAAGUGCUCAUAAUAUUUUGUAUCUGUUUCACUUUUUUUAUUUUUUCUGGCAUUGCACUUUUCUGUAGUUCUUUCAUCUAAUGUAUUUUUUUUUUAUUCCAUAACAUUCUCUUAAAGUUAAGCUCAAACUGCUUUAUUAUAUGUUUUGGGCUUGGGAUUUGUCUCUAUUUUCUUACCUGGCAAGUUAUGUUCAGCCAUUUCGGAUACAGAAAAGUUUUGCACUAUUUUCUGUCAUUUUAAAUGAAUGGUAGCUUUGACCAAUCAAUACAAUUGUUAAUAUAUAUAUAUAUAUCUGCCAUAUUAUGUAUUUUUUGCCAUCAAUGAAGUCUUAAUAAACCUUUUGGAAUCCGUUUGAUGCAUUUUCCGAAUACCUCUAUGGCUGUAUACUUGCCUCAAAGGAAGAGCCAAUUACAACAGUUAUGAACUUUUGUGUAUUAUUUCCUUGCCAAGAAUCUGUUAUGCUACAUUCUUAGGAGAAUGUCCAACUGUAAAACAAAAUGUUUUCUCCUUACCAAUUAUGCAAAUAUAUUGGCUUAAUGUUUUGACGGAUGUGGUUUAUUUCAUAUUUGUUUACCUUAGUGUCCUUGUACUGUCUGGCACAAGAAGGGAGAGCUAUGGUUGCUACUCAGACAGAAAUACUGCCUUGCAUCACUAUUUACUUUUUAAAAUGCACAAAUUCCACAGUAUCAUUGCACUAUCCCUGGAAGGAUGUGGCAGAGAAAUCUCUUAUAAUUCCAAGUGCAUUGCAACCCAAGUCUGACCAACUGACCGCUUCAUUCAUCUAGAUCAGGAUGAAGAAAAGGAAGACUGCGUUAAUCAUACUCAUCCGUAACACCCUACAGAGAAUAUUGAUUAAAUAUAAACUUGUUUUCAUCUGGAAUCCAUCAAAUUAGUUAACUAGAGUAGGAACGUCUUUCUCUGACAAAACGUGUAGGACACAUAUUUGAAACCAAAGAUAUUGCAUAAUGAACUGCAUAACUUUCCUGUUCACUUCAAUGAAGUGUUUGUUGUUUAGCCCCUUUUGUAACCUUUUGGGGCUUUCAGGUGAACAAAUGUGGUUCUGGUCUUAAUUAGGCUGAGAAAUUCCUUGAAGGGGUAGAAUUGUGUGGUGGCGGUGGGCUAAACUUCACUGGAAACUGAAUGGUCUGGACACAAAGGAACUUUUGUUUCAGAGACCUCUGGUUUGGGGGUAGAUUCUCCGACUCCCGGCGCUCUGCAUGGGAAUGGAACUGUCUAUAAAGGCUGCUGCUCACUCCGCAUUUCAGACUGGGCUUCCUGCACACAAGCUGUUGAUUCUCUAAAGGAAAAUGGUUAGUCGAAUUCAGCAUCCGGCUGGUGGGUACAAGAAAAUAUUUGAGACGUGUGGAGAAUUGAAUGAACCUAUUCCUGCUAUCGUUGUAGGUGUGAUUCCAGAAUGGCUGAGUGGCAGUCUAUUGCGUCUGGGACCCGGCCUGUUCGAGGUGGGGGCUGAACCUUUCUACCACCUUUUUGAUGGCCAGGCCCUCAUGCACAAGUUUGACCUAAAGAAUGGCCAUGUGACCUACUAUCGGAAAUUUGUCAAAACAGAUGCCUAUGUGCGAGCCAUGACAGAGAAAAGAGUGGUCAUCACUGAGUUUGGAACAGCAGCCUACCCAGACCCCUGCAAAAAUAUAUUCUCACGGUUUUUCACCUACUUCAAAGGGAUUGAGGUGACAGAUAAUUGCUUAGUGAAUGUGUACCCUGUUGGUGAGGAUUUCUAUGCCUGCACAGAAACCAACUACAUCACCAAAGUGGACCCAGACACACUGGAGACUCUGAAAAAGGUGGACCUGUGUGAUUACCUCUCGGUCAAUGGGGUGACGGCUCAUCCACACAUUGAAAGUGAUGGAACGGUGUACAACCUUGGGAACUGUUUUGGGAAGAACAUGUCAUUGGCCUACAACAUUGUCAAAAUUCCUCCCACACAGAAAGACAAGUCAGAUCCCAUUGCAAAGUCCAAGGUUCUUGUGCAGAUACCCAGCAGUGAGAGAUUCAAGCCCUCGUAUGUUCAUAGCUUUGGAAUGACAGAAAACUACUUUGUCUUUGUUGAGACUCCAAUAAAGAUCAACCUUCUAAAGUUCUUGACUGCUUGGAGCAUCUGGGGCACAAAUUACAUGGAUUGCUUUGAGUCAAACGAAACCAUGGGUACAUGGUUCCAUCUGGCUAUGAAGGACCCAGCUAAAUACAUAGAGCAUAAAUUCAGGACCUCUGCCUUCAAUCUCUUCCAUCACAUCAACAGCUAUGAGGACGAUGGCUUCAUCGUUGUUGACCUGUGCACUUGGAAAGGUCAUGAGUUUGUCUACAACUACCUAUAUCUGGCCAACCUGCGGGAGAACUGGGAGGAAGUGAAGAAAGCUGCUAUGAGGGCACCUCAACCGGAGGUCCGGCGAUACGUUCUGCCCAUAGACGUCCACAGAGAGAAACAGGGGAAGAAUUUGAUAUCCCUUCCAUACACCACAGCCACUGCAGUGAUGCGCAGUGAUGGAACCAUCUGGCUGGAGCCUGAGGUUCUGUUUUCUGGACCACGACAAGCAUUCGAGUUCCCUCAGAUCAACUACAGUAAGUUCUCUGGGAAGAACUACAGCUAUGCCUAUGGACUGGGUCUGAACCACUUCAUCCCUGACAGGAUUUGCAAACUGAACGUGAAGACCAAGGAGACGUGGGUGUGGCAGGAGCCAGACUCGUACCCCUCAGAACCCAUCUUUGUGCAGACCCCAGACUCUGUGGAGGAAGAUGACGGGGUGUUGUUGAGCAUCGUGGUGAACCCUGGAGCAGACCAGAGGCCAGGGUACCUCCUCAUCCUCAAUGCCAGAGAUCUGACAGAGAUUGCACGGGCUGAGGUGGAGGUUAUCAUCCCUGUCACCUUCCAUGGAAUGUACAAGCCUUAGAACCACUUUCUCAACACAUCUACAGAACAAUCAUAAUACUAAAACUGUUGGAUUAUACUUUACACAAGACAUCUAGUUACAGUGCAUUCGGAAAUUAUUCAGACAUCUUCCCUUUUUCCACAUUUUGUUAACGUUACAGCCUUAUUCUAAAAUUGAUUAAAUAAAAAUAGUUCAGCAAUCUACACAAAAUACCCCAUAAUGACCAAGUGACAUAUUUUAGACAUUAUUGCAAAUGUAUUUAUCAAAAUACAAAUACCUUAUUUACAUAAAUAUUUAGACAUUUUGCUAUGAGAUUUGAUAUUGAGCUCCGGUGCAUCCUGUUUCCAUUUGUCAUCCUUUAGAUGUUUCUGCAACUUGAUUGGAGUCCACCUGUGGUAAAUUCAAUUGAUUGGCCAUGAUUUGGAAAGGCACACACCUGUCUACAUAAGUUUCCACAGUUGACGGUGCUUGUCAGAGCAAAAACUAAGCCAUGAGAUCGAAUGAAUUGUUCGGAGAGCUCCGAGACAGGAAUGUUGAGGCACAGAUCUGGGGAAGGGUACCAAAAACUGUCUGCAGCAUUGAAGGUCACCAAGAACACAGUGGCCUCCAUCAUUCUUUAAUGGAAGAAGUUUGGAACCACCAAGACUCUUCCUAGAACUGGCUGCCCGGCCAAACUGAUUAAUCGGGGGAGAAGGGCCUUGGUCAGGAAGGUGACCAAGAACCCAAUGGUCACUUGGACAGAGCUCUAAAGUUCCUCUGUGGCGAUGGGAGAACCUUCCAGAAGGACAAACAUCUCUGCAUCACACCACCAAUCAGGCCUUUAUGGUAGAGUGGCCAGAAGGAAGCCACUCUUCAGUAAAAGGCACAUGACAGCCCACUUGGAGUUUGCCAAAAGACACUUAAAGUACUCUGACCAUGAGAAACAAGAUUCUAUGGUUUGCUGAAACCAAGAUUGAACUCUUAGGCCUGAAUGCCAAGCAUCACAUCUGGAGUAAACCUGACACCAUCCCUAUGAUGAAGCGGGAAAGCAGCAUGAUGUGGGUAUGUUUUUCAGCAGCAGGGACUGGGAGACUAGUCAGGAUCGAGGCAAAGUACAGAGAUCCUUGAUGAAGUCCUGUUGCGCUCUGGAGCAGGUUAACAACCCUAAGCAUACAGUAAAGACAACGCAGGAGUGGCUUCGGGGUGUCUCUGAAUGUCCUUGAGUGGCCCAACCUGAGCCCGGACUUAUCAUAUCAAACGUCUUUGGAGACCUGAUAAUAGCUAUGCAGCAACGCUCCCCAUCCAAUCUGACAGAGCUUGAGAGGAUCGGCAGAGAAGAUUGGGAGAAACUCCCCAAAUACAGGUGUGCCAAGCUUGUAGCGUCAUGCCAAGAAGACUCAAGGCUGUAAUCGCUGCCAAAUGUGCUUCAACAAAGUACAGAGUAAAGGGUCUGACUAUUUAGGUAAAUGUGAUAUUUCAGUUUUAAAAAAUUGCAACAUUGUCUACAAACCGGUUUUUGCUUUGUCAUUAUGGGGUGUUAGGUUCUAAUUCUCAGAGUAAAUAACUCAAGGACACUAGAGAAGCUUAGCCAAGUUGAAUUCUUCCCAAAGGGUCGAUACAGCUGUAAUUCAGACAUGGCUUCCAAGGGAGGGUUGCAUCAUUCUUGCUAAGCAGGGAACUAAGUGAUAUGAGCCUUCAACGGUUUCUCCCCUUAUCAGUACUGUCACAUGCGAUUGUUUUCCCUGCACUCAGUCCCUCCCAAGCUUCAUCAAGCUUCAUCAUGGCACCCCUCAUUUCUCUUUCGUAGCUAAUGUUCCUAUACUUCUGAGUAUAACAAUGUUCUAAGUUUAGCCCUGAAUCCAAAAGGGGUAUUGAGCGUAGAUUGAGGUGGAAAAAAACAAUUAAUCCACUUUAGAAUAAGGUUGUAACAUAACAUUGUGGAAAAAGUCAAGGGGUCUGAAUACUUUUCAAAUGCACUAUCAUUUGAGUAUCUAUUUGUUGAGGCAUCGCUGGUGUUGCCUAUGGAAUGUACUGUUUGAUCAUGUAGCCUGUUCAUUUGCUUAGUCCACAUAGUAAUGUAAACUCAGAAAAAAAAGAAACGCUCCUUUUUCAGGACCCUGUCUUUCAAAGAUAAUUCAUUAAAAUCCAAAUAACUUCACAGAUCUUCAUUGUAAAGGGUUUAAACACUGUUUCCCAUGCUUGUUCAAUGAACCAUAAACAAUUAGUGAACAUGCACUUGUGGAACGGUCGUUAAGACACUAACAGCUUACAGACGGUAGGCAAUUAAGGUCAGUUAUGAAAACUUAGGACACUAAAGAGGCCUUUCUACGGACUCUGGAAAAACACCAAAAGAAAGAUUCCCAGGGUCCCUACUCAUCUGCGUGAAUGUGCCUUAGGCAUGCUGCAAGGAGGCAUGAGGACUGCAGAUGUGGCCAGGGCAAUAAAUUUCAAUGUCCGUACUGUGAAACGCCUAAGACAGCACUACAGGGAGACGGGACAGACAGCUAAUCAUCCUCGCAGUGGCAGACCACGUGUAACACCUGCACAGGAUCGGUACAUUCGAACAUCACACCUGCGGGACAGGUACAGGAUGGCAACAACAACUGCCCCAAUUAAACCAGGAAUGCACAAUCCCUCCAUCAGUGCUCAGACUGUCCUCAAUAGGCGGUGAGAGGCUGGACUGGGCUUGUAGGCCUGUUGUAAGGCAGGUCCUCAUCACCAGCAACAACGUCACCUAUGGACACAAACCCACCGUCGUUGGACCAGACAGGACUGGCAAAAAAGUGCUCUUCACUGAUGAGUCGCGGUUUUGUCUCACCAGGGGAGAUGGUCGGAUUCGCGUUUAUCGUCGAAGGAAUAAGCGUUUCACCGAGGCCUGUACUCUGGAGCGGGAUGGAGGUGGAGGGUACAUCAUGGUCUGGGGCGGGGUCACAGCAUCAUCGAACUGAGCUUGUUACCAUUGCUGGCAAUCUCAACGCUGUGCGUUACAGGGAAGACAUCCUCCUCCCUCAUGUGGUACCCUUCCUGCAGGCUCAUCCUGACAUGACCCUCUAGCAUGACAAUGCCAACAGCCAUACUGCUCAUUCGGUGUGUGAUUUCCUGCAAGACAGGAAUGUCAGUGUUCUGCCAAUGCCAGCGAAGAGCCCGGAUCUCAAUCCCAUUGAGCAUGUCUGGGACUUGUUGGAUCGGAGGGUGAGGGCUAGGGCCAUUCCCCCCCAGAAAUGUCCGGGAACUUGCAGGUGCCUCGGUGGAAGAGUGGGGUAACAUCUCACAGCAAGAACUGGCAAAUAUGAUGCAGUCCAUGAGGAGAUGCACUGCAGUACUUAAUGCAGCUGGUGGCCACACAAGAUACUGACUGACUUUUGAUUUUGACACCCCCUUUGUUCAUGGACACAUUAUUAAAUUUCUGUUUGUCACAUGUCUGUGGAACUUGUUCAGUUUGUCGGUUGUUUAAUCUUAUGUUCAUAUAAAUAUUUACACAUGAUAAGUUUGCUGAAAAUAAACGCAGUUGACAGUUCUUUUUUUGCCGAGUUUGUCUUAACCUUGACCCUGUAACUGUGUUGCAUAAUGAGGCCUAGUGCUCAUUAGCUAUAAUGGAACCAUGUUCCAUUAUGUCUGCACCGCAUAAUGAGAAUUUACACCAGACCUAUUUGAGAUUUCUAUGGUACAUGUUUCAACUUGUAUUUACAAAUGUAUUCAGCUACUUUUAUACAAAUAAACAAAAUUGCAUUGA
Oncorhynchus nerka (sockeye salmon) is the source of this 9648-nucleotide messenger RNA. RefSeq names its product retinal Mueller cells isomerohydrolase. Lineage: Eukaryota; Metazoa; Chordata; Actinopteri; Salmoniformes; Salmonidae. The coding region runs from base 4359 to 5957 and encodes 532 amino acids. The transcript is spliced from 14 exons. The record is from RefSeq and is a predicted model, not a curated record. Gene Ontology annotation, biological process: retinal metabolic process; zeaxanthin biosynthetic process. Gene Ontology annotation, molecular function: all-trans-retinyl-ester hydrolase, 11-cis retinol forming activity; beta-carotene 15,15'-dioxygenase activity; retinol isomerase activity.